CUUCGUUCCUGCCUACUUGACCCUGAGGUAUUGUGCCAGCAUCUCUUUAUUUGGACAGAAAGGCAGGUCAAAGGUAUUGCCUUGUGACUGGUACAUAUCCAUAUUGUGAGUCAUUAAUACAUUUAUUUUUGUCUUCCUGUGUAUAUGGCUUUCUCAAUGGUCUGGGCUUUUUCCAAAGAUGAUUUUAAAGGAUGUGGAUUCCCUUCUGUAUGUGGACACAGAUGUCCUAUUCCUGCGACCCAUUGAUGACAUUUGGGGCUUUCUGAGAACUUUCAAUGCCACCCAGCUGGCUGCAAUGGCACCGGAACAUGAAAUACCAAAGAUUGGCUGGUAUAGUCGGUUUGCUCGCCACCCAUAUUAUGGAACCACUGGGGUCAAUUCUGGUGUCAUGCUAAUGAAUUUAACCCGAAUAAGAAAUACCCAGUUCAAGAACAACUUGAUUCCAACAGGCUUGAGGUGGGAAGAGAUGUUGUACCCUUUAUACCAAAAGUAUAAAAAUUACAUUACAUGGGGAGACCAGGACUUGCUCAAUAUUAUUUUUUAUUUCAAUCCAGAAUGCCUCUACCUCUUUCCUUGUCAAUGGAAUUAUCGACCAGAUCACUGCAUGUAUGGCAGUAACUGCAAAGGAGCAGAAGAAGAAGGCAUUUCAAUUCUGCAUGGGAAUCGGGGUGUCUAUCAUGAUGAUAAACAGCCUACUUUCAAAGCACUCUAUGAAGUGAUACGUGAUUUUUCCUUUGAAGACAAUCUCUUCCAAUCAAUAUAUUAUCCUCUCCAGACCAAGUUCCUCAACACUGUACACACUUUAUGUGGGCGAAUUCCACAAGUUUUUCUGAAACAAAUUGAGAGAACCAUGAAGAAGGUCUAUGAAAGUCAAGUGAUUGUCAACAUUGGAGGCAAUUUCAGAUUAUAAUCAUAGCAAUAUAUUUUGAUAGAGCUUUUGUCUCCCACCACUUCCCACCCUGGGGCCUAUGAACUGAAAGUUCUGUGAUGGUUUUAGCUACAGUUCUAUAAACAGGUACCUGGGAGUAAGAUCCAUGAAACUUAGUAAGACUUAUUUCUGACUAGACAUGUAUAGGAUUGCAUUAAAUCAGUUGCUGCUUAAACAAAAUUACCAGGCUCUCAUUUAAUUAUAAGAGUGCCCAUUAAUUAGUUUGAUGGUGGCUAUGGCUAUGGUUUAAAUUCUGGAAAAAAAGAAAAAAAAUUACUGUUGCAGAUAAGCCCAGGAAAAUGAAUAUUUUGAAAUUGAUAGACACAGAUAAAGUGAGAAUAUCUCUGUAAUUCUGUGAUAGGGCUGCUGACCUCUUACAGAUAUUUCUUGUACUGGAAAGUAAUUGUGCUGAUAAUACUUAAUGAUGUAACUUAAGUUUUACAGUGGCAGAGGGGUGGAUUGUACAAUUCAUCAUUCAUUGCAUGUUGUUGCUUGGAUGCUUUGCUUCCUGAUGUUAGUAACUUUUUGGAUUUUGGUAUUUCCACACUAGCAACUGGGGUUAUCAAACCUAGAGUAGAAGAUGUUUAUCUAUUUUUAAAAAAUCAUCAGUUAGCCAAGUACCACUAGAACCAACCACAAAAAACAGGUUCUUCUCUCUGGAAUCUGUGUAUCACAUAUAUAUGAUGUGGUGAACCUGCAUUGAGCCUCAGCUGGAAAGUUUCCAAAGCUGAAACAGAUUUUCCACAGAAAGCUUGCUUCCACUGUACAUUCUCACAGUUCCUUCUUGGAUGUUAUAGUGAGAAGCCAUGUGGAGAACAUUUUUGCAUAGAACAAUUCAUUAAUGCUGAGGAUUUUUUCUAUAUUUUAUUUUAUUUUAUUUCUGAAUUUUCUUAUUUUGGAAUGGGGAAAGAAGGCUUUUUGCAUGCCUUUCUUUCCUAACAAAUUAAGGCUUGUGGUAGCAUAGGUGCCUUCUCAAAAAUUUCCUUUAAUCCAUUCUAUGCCUAAACAGGUCCUGUUGGGUUUUCCUCUUUCUUUCCUUUCACCAAUUCACUGUGACUGCCCAGUUUUGGUACUAUACAGUUGUCUUCUUGAGAUGAACCUAUUCUAUUCAGCUAUUUCAGAAGGGGAAAUUGACCUUCCCCUCUGCCUCCAUUCAUGACAUAUGAUUCACCAACAGGAUGUUACUAAUCUUAAGACCAUUCCCUUUAGGACAACACUGAAGACUUCUAUCUCCUGCAUCUAGAGAUUCUGCAGAUUAAAUCUCUUGUGUUGUAUCAGGGUCUUGAUUGCUUGCCAGAUUGAUAUCAAGACCAUAAUUUUUCUCUGUCACUUUACAGGACUGGUGAACCUCAUACCCUUAGACUGUUUCCAGCAGAUUGCAGUUACAGCCAGAGCUCAUUAUCCAUCAAGGAUAUUAUGCUCCUCAUGAUCCUAAAUAGUUCAUGCCUUGCUUUCAGUGUACCCAUGUGGUGGAUUAUUCAGGUUUAGUGAACAGGAUUCCACCUCUGAGACCAACCAGAGUCAUCAGACUUCUAUGAUGGUUUAGUCUUGACAAUCACAUAUUUUCCAAUGGCAUUUUCUAUUUCUUCUGCUAUCAUUUUCAAACCAUAUGUGAAUUCUGUUUCAGCAAAUCCAACUGUGCCAAACAAACAGUACUGUUACAACAUGAAGGACUGUCAGCCUUGCAAAGUAGUCCAGACAAGAAACUCACCCAGAUGAACUAAUUCUACUUAAUUGUA
This is a messenger RNA of Python bivittatus (Burmese python), 2667 nucleotides long. The record is from RefSeq and is a predicted model, not a curated record. NCBI's taxonomy places the organism in Eukaryota, Metazoa, Chordata, Lepidosauria, Squamata, Pythonidae.